AUGUUUCCAGGUAUCUCUCGCGAUUCGCGCCACAAGCGCCGCGAAACUGGUGGCAAGCGUAAAGUGCACCGUAAAAAAAGGAAAUUCGAACUCGGGCGUCAGCCUGCUGCUACUAAACUUGGUGGCAAGCGUGUGCACACUGUGCGUGUGCGUGGUGGUCACUUGAAGUUCCGUGCUCUUCACCUUGAGGCCGGUAACUUUUCGUGGGGUACUGAGGUUUGCGCUCGCAAGACGCGUAUCCUUGAUGUCGUGUACAACGCCUCGAACAAUGAGCUGGUGCGUACCAAGACGCUCGUAAAGGGCGCUGUCGUGCUGGUCGACGCUACCCCGUUCCGUCAAUGGUACGAGGCUCACUAUGGUGUCAAGAUUGGCGUCAAGAAGAACUCGGAGAAGGUCGAGGAGGAAGACGUCAAGAAAUCGGAGCAUGUCUUGCGCAAGCUGGCGAAUCGUCAGCGCACACGUGUUCUUGACCCGAAGAUUGACGACCAAGUUGCGUCUGGUCGUUUGUUGGCCGUGAUUUCGUCACGUCCUGGUCAGUCGGGUCGUGCUGAUGGCUACAUUUUGGAAGGCAAGGAGUUGGAGUUCUAUCAGCGUAAACUCGCUACUAAAAAGUCGAAGAAGUAA
Messenger RNA from Peronospora farinosa, 624 nucleotides. Lineage: Eukaryota; Oomycota; Peronosporomycetes; Peronosporales; Peronosporaceae. The record is from the annotation of a GenBank genome assembly.